Vitis riparia (riverbank grape) is the source of this 1106-nucleotide messenger RNA. RefSeq lists its product as uncharacterized. The record is from RefSeq and is a predicted model, not a curated record. NCBI's taxonomy places the organism in Eukaryota, Viridiplantae, Streptophyta, Magnoliopsida, Vitales, Vitaceae.
AUUGCCCUUUUACAAAACAAAUCAUUCAGUUUUUGUUUUGCAUUGACCUGGUCUUAUGGAUGAAGCUCCCAAAAACAGACACACCCUCAAUUUAGCAUAUAAAGACGAGCAAACUUGUGAAUCACAAAACGAAAGCUAACUAUUUGUUGAUGGGUAUCCUUUUCGAUUAAAAAACAAAAUGUCAACCUCAUAUCCUGCUGUUCUGCCCUUGGAUCCCAAAACCCUCUUCCAUGCUUGGAAGCGGUGCCACUGGUUGCAGAUCUGGUGGCAGAUGCGAGUAAUUGCUGCUGCAGUUCAUGGCCAUGAAUGGUGGAACUGUGCCAAAAAGGAAGGUGAUGGUGGUGGCAGACCCAACCCGUGAAUCAGCGGCUGCACUCCAGUAUGCUAUCUCUCAUGCUAUGAUGGAAAAGGACGAGCUAAUUCUCAUCCAGGUUGGAAAUCCUAACUCUUGGAGAAGCACAUUUUCCACCUUCCUCAAAAGGCCAACCCCACCUGCGGGGGUUGCAGCCUCUUCCACGAACGCAGCAGGAGGAGGGGACUGGGAUCAUCUUGAAGCAAUGAAGCAUGCAUGUGCGUUUGCUUUACCCAAAGUACGUGUUCAUAUUGAAAGGGUGGCAAUGGAAGGCAAGGGUGAUAAGGCUACCACCAUUCUUCAUUACUGCAAGCUAUUCUCAGUGGAUCUGCUUAUUGUUGGCCAGCGCCGGAGUCUCUCCACCACAAUAUUAGGGUCUAGGCGAAAUGCAGGGCCUUCAAGAUUGGCAAAGGCCACAGAUACAGCAGAGUAUUUGAUUGAGAACAGCAAGUGUACUUGUGUUGGAGUUCAGAAAAAGGGCCAAAACGCAGGCUAUCUUCUCAAUUCAAAAACCCAAAGAAAUUUUUGGCUCUUGGCGUAGCCAUAUCUGCUUUUGGAUUUCACUGUGCCCUCCAUCAGCUUCCCUUCUGCAGUCACAUUGGGGUGAUGGAGUGAAUCAAGGAUUCUUCUUUGUUUCUCAUCUUUUGGUUAUGGAGUUAAUCAUAUGUAUGUAUUUGGACAUGGUUGACUCCUGUCCUUGUCAACCCCCAUAUGUGAAUGAGAAAGCACCAAAAUUCAACUUCCCUUCCUCAAA